CGCAGCUUUGAGUCUUCAUCACUGACGACGGACCAGAUGGUACCGUAAACAUGAGUCGCGCACUCUCGAUCCUCGCUUAUCUUCUGCCUUUGAUUCAUUGUAGCAGCAGCGCUGACUCCGAAGAGCGGCUCAUGAACUGGCUGCUGGGAAAAGAUCGCUACAAUCCCCUCAUUCGCCCAGCUGUCAAUAGAACCGAGAGAGUCACAGUAAAGCUGCAAGUGUCUCUGGCACAGCUCAUCAGUGUGAAUGAAAGGGAACAGAUCAUGACCACAAAUGUUUGGCUCACUCAGCACUGGGUAGACUACAGGUUGUCAUGGGAUCCUGCACAGUAUGAAGGUAUUGUCAAACUGCGCAUUCCCUCCAGACAUGUGUGGCUUCCGGAUAUUGUCCUGUACAACAAUGCUGAUGGAACCUAUGAGGUAACGGUGUUCACUAAUGUCAUUGUCCUUUUCAACGGCAGCAUCAACUGGCUUCCUCCGGCUAUCUAUAAAAGCGCCUGUAAAAUCGAGGUCAAACAUUUUCCCUUUGACCAGCAGAACUGCACUCUCAAGUUCAGAUCUUGGACAUAUGACCAUACAGAGAUUGACCUGAUCUUAAAGUCUGAGAUGGCUAGUAUGGAUGAUUUUACUCCCAGUGGAGAGUGGGAUAUCUUAGCUCUGCCAGGGAGACGGACUGUCAACUCUCUGGAUCCCACUUAUGUGGAUCUGACAUAUGACUUUAUCAUUAAGAGGAAGCCUCUUUUUUAUACGAUAAACCUCAUCAUUCCAUGUGUUUUGAUCACCUCUUUGGCCAUUCUAGUCUUCUACUUGCCUUCAGACUGUGGAGAGAAGAUGACCCUGUGCAUUUCUGUACUUCUGGCCCUCACCGUGUUCCUGCUUUUAAUCUCAAAGAUUGUUCCUCCAACAUCAUUAGAUGUGCCCCUGAUUGGCAAAUACCUGAUGUUCACCAUGGUCCUGGUGACCUUCUCCAUCAUCACCAGUGUGUGCGUGCUCAACGUGCACCACCGCUCUCCUAGCACCCAUACCAUGCCUUCUUGGGUCAAGCUGAUAUUUCUUGAGAAAUUGCCUGCCUUACUCUUCAUGAGGCGCCCUCAUAACAAAUCUGCACACCAAAGACUGCGUCAGCAUCGAUGCUUAAGAGCUAAAAAAAACAUUUUGGGCUUGGGAUACCCAGUUGCAUCCAAGGCAGAUAUCACCAUGUCAGCUUCUGCGCUGCUGUCUUCAGACUCUGCCUUCUCUACACCAGGACACAAAAAUAUAACUCCUCCAGCAGGAUACAACUGGGCUGCUGAUAUCCAGGAGGCAGUGAAUGGGGUGUGCUUUGUGGCUGAGCACAUGAUGGGAGAUGAUGAUGAUCAGAGUGUUAUAGAGGACUGGAAGUAUGUGGCCAUGGUAGUGGAUCGUCUGUUUCUGUGGAUCUUUGUGAUAGUGUGUGUGGUGGGAACCCUGGGCCUGUUUCUCCAGCCUCUUUUCCAGAGUCAGAUUGUUGCCAACCAUGUGCCCAGUUCGGACAUUCCCCGCAUUUGAUCCUCGUAGAGAAAGAUUGAGCUACUUCAGGGUUUUCAUAAGAAACUGUGCUAUUAGGACAAUAUUAUGUAUUAGAGGCUAGUAAAAGUUUUGAUGUAUUCUUAGUUUUUGCUUAGCACUGUGUUGGCAGGUAACAGAAGCACUGAUACAAUGUC
Messenger RNA from Pelmatolapia mariae (spotted tilapia), 1681 nucleotides. RefSeq names its product cholinergic receptor, nicotinic, beta 4 (neuronal) (gene chrnb4). The transcript has 7 exons. Gene Ontology annotation, cellular component: neuron projection; plasma membrane; synapse. Gene Ontology annotation, molecular function: acetylcholine-gated monoatomic cation-selective channel activity; transmembrane signaling receptor activity. Lineage: Eukaryota; Metazoa; Chordata; Actinopteri; Cichliformes; Cichlidae. Bases 51 to 1526 code for a protein of 491 amino acids. Gene Ontology annotation, biological process: monoatomic ion transmembrane transport; nervous system process; regulation of membrane potential. The record is from RefSeq and is a predicted model, not a curated record.